Molecule: messenger RNA, 1665 nt
Organism: Perca flavescens (yellow perch)
Lineage: Eukaryota; Metazoa; Chordata; Actinopteri; Perciformes; Percidae
Product: probable enoyl-CoA hydratase
Exons: 7
Coding region: 258-1187 (309 amino acids)
Molecular function (GO): catalytic activity
Source: RefSeq, a predicted model, not a curated record
ACCACCGCAAUGCAGCAAUAUGUCCCAGAACCUUGGUCAGUGUUCUUGUUUCAGUGGGGGAGUAUGAAAGUGUCACACCUUCAUUUUAGAGUUUUGUGAGUUGUGUUCAAGUUAGUUAGCUAGCAUACUGCGUGAAGAGUAGAACAUAUAAUGCUCAUUUUUACAGUCAUUUUAAAUCAUUUGUGAAAUGCGUUAGCGCUUAAUUUGUUUAUGAGUUAAGCUAGAGCGUCUACGUUUUUCAUGAGUGAGUGUUAGCAAUGGCGCUGAAGUAUUUUAGGACGUUGAGACCAAUUUUAAGGGCUACCUAUCACAGUAAAACAUUUGGACAGUCGAUAAAGGCGAGCUUGUUGACAGUUAAAUACUACAGCACUGCAACUGGAGGUGAAGACACAGGAACAGUUGCGGGACAGACUGUGGUCACAGAGCGCAGGGGGUCCGUGGUCACCGUGGCGAUAAACCGACCCGAGGUGCGUAAUGCGGUGAACCAGGAGACGGCAAGGCGUCUGCUUGAAGAGCUGGAGGCCUUCGACAGUGACCCAGACUUACACGUGGCUGUCCUGCAUGGGAAAGGAGGGAAUUUCUGUGCUGGUUAUGAUCUGAAAGAGCUGGCCAAUCACCCUGCCUCCCUCAAAUUGGAGCAAGAUGUCACCAAGGGUCCCGGUCCGAUGGGUCCCUCCCGUUUGGAACUGUCUAAGCCGCUGAUAGCAGCAGUCAGCGGCUUUGCUGUGGCUGGAGGACUGGAGCUGGCUCUGCUGGCAGAUCUGAGAGUGGUGGAGGAGAGCGCCGUCAUGGGGGUGUUCUGUCGCAGGUUUGGAGUUCCUCUGAUUGACGGAGGUACAGUGCGGCUCCCGCGUCUCAUUGGUCUAUCACGAGCCCUCGACCUGAUUCUGACUGGACGACCAAUCGGAGCGCAGGAGGCUCUUGCCUACGGACUGGCAAACAGAGUUGUUCCGGAUGGCCAAGCUUUACAGGCAGCCUUGCAGUUAGCAGAGCAGCUCAGCUCCUUCCCUCAGCACUGUCUGCGGGCCGACCGCUCCUCAGCCAUGUACAGCUGCUACGAUGCUCCCUCCUUCACACAGGCCAUGCAGUUUGAGAUCGACCACGGAAUUCCUGUCAUCCAAUCAGAAGCUGUCACCGGGGCAACCAGUUUCACUACUGGAGCAGGAAAAGGAGGAAAAUUCUUCUAGGAUUUAGUUUGCAGAGGCCUUGUGCAUUUCAGGUGAUCUAACACAUCUUGCUGCAUCCAAUGUUUGAUCUGGUCGAUUUGAUAUUAAGAUAAUCCUUACCUAGCCAACCAUAUUAGCUUGUUAUCUAAUAGAUAUAUAGAUAUAUUGACUGGUAGUUAUGUUAAAUACAAGAACUAAGGAAGAAUGUUGUAUUAUUAGGUUUAUUAUUCAUUUGGUUUUGUGUGAGAUGCAAUUGUAAGCAUAGUUUUUGGAGGAAUGACAUCUAAAAUACAGAAAGAUAAAACACAAAGGUAAUGUGAGUCUAAUGUAUAUUUUAAAGCCAUAAUUUGCAGUUCAGAAUACACUGGAGCUUUACCUUUUCAUUUUGGAAAACACUUGUAACAAAAAAAAACUAGUUUUAACCCAAGCUGAUGAAACCAAGAUGCCAUUUUUCUUUCAUUUGGGUAUCGGCCUACUACCCUGAUUUUUUUUCUUUCUU